AGUAGGGGGCUGGGUGGUAAAAGCAGGCACAGAGCGCUGCACGGAAAUAAAGACCAGCGCAGCGAGGGGCUAGUCGGGCAAGGAGAGCUGCAGCUUUCUGGGGUGCAGGGAUAGCCAGGCUUAGAGGCAGCGCCUUGAGGGGGGCCAUAAGGACCAAAGGUGCUAAGAGGUAGAGAGGCCUGCUGGAGAACAGGGUGGGGUGAAGGACUGGGGGUAGAGAGAGAAGAGAGAAUGCUGACAGGGCAAGUAGAAGAUGUUCUUUGUCCUCAGUGUCCUGGAACCCUGAAACAUGCCAUUAAGUGGAGAGCUGUAUGGUUGUGAAGACCCCACCUACUGGAGGACAGUGUUUGAUGUCUACUGGGAUGUACUCAAAGCCAAAGGAGGCAAGAAGAAAAACCUUUCUGAGCUGGAUAAAUGUGUGAAAUCCCUGCCAACUGUUCUUAGUAGCAGCUGGGUCUUCAAUAGUAUGAGCUUCCUCACAGCAGUGCCCACUCAGUACGAGCUGCAACUCCAGCUGCAUGAACAGCGGGGAAAGUUUCGUCCUCGUCUGCAGCAGCUGGUGGCCACUAACUCCAGUGAAACGGUGGAGAUCUGUACAAGGAAAGCUUUCCAGCUCCUUCCAGAUGUGGCAGCUGCCAUCACUGAGCUGAGCCAGCUAAAGGCUGUGGGACCAGCCACAGCUUCGGCAAUUCUAGCUGCAGGAGCCCCAGAGUCUGCGGCAUUUAUGGCAGAUGAAGCAAUGGAGUCUAUCCCUGGCCUCACCCCAAUUCAGUAUACCCUCAAGCACUAUAUCCUCUACCUGGGCAAGAUCCAGCUCUGUGUCAAGAAACUAAACCAAGUGGAUACAGAGAAAGCAUGGACUCCUCAUCGUGUGGAGAUGUGUCUCUGGGCCUGGGCCGUGGCACAGAAAUUGUGUCCUUCACUGCUGCAGACUCUCAGCUUAGGAGAGAAGGCAGCUGAUGAGGCAGAUGAGGAUGUGAGACCCACAAAGAAAGGGAAAACCAGGUGAAAACAUUAUCAGCCAGGAACCUAACAAGCGUCACUCAGUGUUUGCUGCCUGUUAUCCAAUGCACAGUUCAACUAAAUGCCAAAGCAGGACUUCCUGGUAAUCCAAAUAUUGCCCUUUUUCUGGGGUCAUUCAGGGAAUGGGUCAAAUUGAUCGGGUGUGGGAAGAAAUAAAGGGAAGCUCUUCUGUUUGAAUCACUCCCCAUUUCAAGCCAAAGCUGAUCUUUCAAACAGAGCCCUAUCCUGUAGGUUAUAUUUCUGAGACCCUAACUCCUCCAGCUCUCUGCUUGGUGUGUGCACUGAUUUUUACAAUAAUUCCUUAAUAAACUUUUGAUGGUUUUCAUAGUA
Molecule: messenger RNA, 1353 nt
Organism: Caretta caretta (loggerhead turtle)
Lineage: Eukaryota; Metazoa; Chordata; Testudines; Cheloniidae
Source: RefSeq, a predicted model, not a curated record